This is a messenger RNA of Ectocarpus sp. CCAP 1310/34, 6156 nucleotides long. NCBI's taxonomy places the organism in Eukaryota, Phaeophyceae, Ectocarpales, Ectocarpaceae. The record is from the annotation of a GenBank genome assembly.
UUUCUUCCGUUUAAUCCGAGCGGCGAGUUUCUUCGCAUCGAUCCAUCUUUGCAGGGCUCGGUGCUUGCCUGUGGUGUUUGGACGAGGAGGGUGCAGCACUCCCCCCCCGCGUCGCCCGCGGUUAUCUCCCUUCUCCCGCGAACGGUGCUUACUCGCGUGGUUUUUACGAAUCUCUCUGCUCCUCCAGCUUCGUGGGCCACGUUUUCCGCGACGGUGGUUACCAGGUGCAGUUUGCCGCUUUGCAUUGCUGCCGCGGGGACAAGGUCCACAUACACCUCUCGCCACUACCACCGUCUGUGCAUCCUCACCGCCACGCUGAGCCAGCGCGGCGGUGAGUUGCACCUUGGGACACCACCCACCUACUAUCUGUUGUGGCCUGGUUCGCCCGCGAGGGACUCACAAGGUCGAUUUCGGCCCCGGCCGGGGAGCAGGCCGGGGAGGGGAGGAGGUGUAGUGGAAUGGGAGGCACGCUCAGCAGAGAGGAUAAGAUCGCCUUCUUCGAAUCCUUGGACCAGUCCCAGCAGCGGGUGCUGAUCGGAGACAAGGGCGACGUCGCGUCGGGCACCAUCAUAGGGCGACGGCUGGAGGCGUGCGCGACGAACGACGACCAAGGCAUGGUGAAGAGGAUCGUGGAGGCCGGCUCCAAGAAGACGGCGGGUUUUCGACUUCGACCGACCAGUCUUCGUGCUUUGACGUUGCUGCCUGUCACUGCCGUGUGGGUCUUCUUGGUUGCAGCCGCCUCCAGCGUGGCGCUGGCGUCGAGCCUUCCCUGCUCACCGGACCUUCGAGUCUCAUGGGUGGUAAAUAAUUCGGCCACAGCAUCAGAACUGGCAAGAGCUUCCAACUGUUCCGGCGGGGUAUUCGACGUGGAGUGGAUCGGACACGUUGAAAUCCCCGAAACAAUUUAUAUCGUCGACGAUACUGUCAUGAACAUAACCGGAGCUGGGGCUGGUGCUGUCGCCGACGGGGCGAAUAGGACACAGUUUCUGAACGUCGUUAAUGCCGCAAUGUAUGUGAGUGGUCUCCGUAUCCAGAAUUGUACAUCUGAGCUAGGUGGGGCGAUCUAUGCGGAUACAUCCACAAUGAGCUUCAUCAACACAACGUGGUCCGAUAACACCGCCGCCGUAGAUGGAGGGGCAGUAUACGUGUACAACAGCUCGCACGUGUCCUGGAGCGGAGAGACGACGUGGUCACACAACACUGCCGCCUCCGACGAUGGAGGGGCAGUUUUCGUGAAUAGAAGCUCGGACGUGUCGUGGAGCGGAAGUUCGAUGUGGUUCGACAACAGCGCUGGCGACCAUGGAGGAGCAGUUUACGUUCACGAAAGCUCGCACGUGUCCUGGAGCGGGGAGACGACGUGGUCUCACAACACCGCCAGCGGCGAUGGAGGGGCCUUGUGGGUGUGGGACAGCUCGGACGUGUCCUGGAGCGGAGAGACGACGUGGUCCGACAACAGCGCUGGCGACGACGGAGGGGCGGUGUACAUGGGCGACAGCGCGAACGUGUCCUGGAGUGGUGAGACGACGUGGUCUCACAACAACGCCGACGAUGAGGGAGGGGCGGUUUAUGUGUACGAUAGUGAUAGUGUGUCCUGGAGCGGAGAAAAGACGUUUUUGAACAACAUCGCCAGCGUCUAUGGAGGGGCGGUGGUCGUGACGAGCAGCUCUAACGUGUCCUGGAACGGAGAGACGACGUGGUCUAACAACACCGCCGGUGAAGGCGGGGCGGUUAAUGUGUACCUCGGCUCGGAUGUGUCUUGGAGCGGAAACACGACAUUUUUGAACAACACCGCAGGCGUUGGAGGGGCGGUUGAUGUGUACGGCAGCAGUGUGUCCUGGAGCGGAGAAACGACCUAUUUGUACAACAUCGCCAGCGUCAAUGGAGGGGCGGUUGUCGUGACGGGCAGCUCGGAUGUGUCCUGGAGCGGAGAGACGACGUUUUCCAACAACGCCGCCGGCAUCACCGCAGGAGCGGUUGCCGUCUUUGACAGCUCGGAUGUGUCCUGGAGCGGGGAGACGACGUUUUCCAACAACACCGCCGGCGUCACCGCAGGAGCAGUUGCCGUGUUUGACAGCUCGGGUGUGUCCUGGAGCGGAAACACGACGUGGUCUUCCAACAUCGGCAAUCAAACGGGGGCGGUUCACAUCUUUGACAGCUGGGGCGUGUCCUGGAGCGGAGAGACGACGUUUUUGAACAACACCGCUGGUGAAUAUGGGGCAAAUUACACCGCCGAUUCACAUGGAGGGGCGGUUUACGUGUACCUGGGCUCGGAUGUGUCCUGGAGCGGAGAGACGACGUUUUCCGACAACACCGCUGGUCAAUAUGGGGGGGCGGUUUUCGUGCUCCUGAGCUCGGAUGUGUCCUGGCACGGAGAGACGACGUGGUCAAAAAACACCGCCGGCGAUAAUGGAGGGGCGGUUUACGUGUACGACAGUUCAAGUGUGUCCUGGAGCGGAGAGACGACGUGGUCGGACAACAGCGCCAGCGACGAUGGAGGAGCGGUCUACAUGAAUCUGGGGUCGGAUGUAUCCUGGAGCGGAGAAACGACUUUUUCAGGCAACGCUGGGGUCUAUGGAGGGGCGGUGGUCGUGACGGCCAGUUCGAACGUGUCAUGGAGCGGACAGACGGCGUGGUCUAACAACUCCGCCAGCGGCCAUGGAGGGGCGGCGAUCGUGUACGACAGUUCAAGUGUGUCCUGGAGCGGAGAGACGACGUGGUCUAACAACACCGCCGGCGAUGAUGGAGGGGCGGUGAUCGUGACCGACAGUUCCGGUGUGUCCUGGAGCGGAGAGACAACCUGGUAUAACAACUCCGCCAGCGACAAUGGAGGGGCGGUGAAUGUGUACCUAGGCUCGAACGUGUCUUGGAGCGGAGAAACUACGUUUCUCAGCAACAUCGCGGGCGGCAUAGGAGGGGCGGUGUUCGUGGUGGACAGCUCGGAUGUGGUUUGGAGUGAAAUCACGACGUUGGCAUUCAACAAUGGUGGCAAUUUCUCGGGGGCGGUCUACGUGGAAAGAAGCUCGGGCGUGUCCUGGCGCGGAGAGACGACGUGGUCUCAUAACACCGCCGGCACGGACGGAGGGGCAGUGAUCGUGUACCUUGGCUCAGAUGUGUCCUGGAGCGGAGAAACAACGUUUAUCAACAACAUCGCCGGUGAUGAUGGAGGGGCGGUGGUGGUGAUGGCCAGUUCGGAUGUGUCCUGGAGCGGGAAAGCAACGUGGUCUAACAACACCGCCGACCAACUUGCAGGGGCGGUUUAUUUGAGCAACUGCUCGGAUGUGUCUUGGAGCGGAGAGACGACGUGGUCUUUCAACGUCGGCAACCAGUCGGGGGCGGUUCAGGUCGAAGAAUGCUCGGGUGUGUCCUGGAGCGGAGAGACUUUGUGGUCUCAUAACACCGCGCGCUUGGCGGGGGCUGUGUUGGUGUCCACAAGCUCAGAUGUGUCCUGGAGUGGGCAGACGACGUGGUCUCAAAACACCGCUGACAGUGGAGCGGCGGCGGUUGUGAUCGACAGCUCGGACGUAUCCUGGACCGGAGAGACGAUGUGGUCGCAAAACCAUGCCGAAAGUCAUGGAGGGGCGGUUUACGUGCAAGGCAGCUGGGCGUCCUGGAGCGGAGUAACGACAUGGUCUAACAACACCGCCGGAGAGAAUGGAGGGGCGGUUUCCGUGCGCUCAGGCUCAGAAGUGUCUUUGAGCGGAGAGACGAAGUGGUCUCACAACACCGCCGGAGAGGAUGGAGGGGCACUGCACGUAGUAAGCUCGACUGUAUUCAAUAUUAGCUCAUCUAUUUUUGAGAGCAACACGGCCGGUGCCGGGGGUGCGGUAAUGUUGUCCGGUGUGGUCAUUGGUCCAGAGUUCAUUCAAAUAAAUUUCACCGCCAACAGAGCCCCGAGGGGUGGUGCCGUUUACUCGGUGAGCAGCGGGAUAGAAACCAAUGGUGGUGGAGAUCCUCUUUUUCCGGUAGGAUACAAGGACUGCCUCUUUAGGGACAACGAGGCAAGUGUCACGGGUGGUGCGAUAGAGACUGCCGCGGGAUAUGAUUUCGCAAUUAAUUCGGUCUUUGAAGCGAACGCAGCAGGUGUUGGAGGAGCACUUCGGCUCGGUGGCUCCGCUAUAUUGACAAAUUGCACUUUCAUCGACAACACUGCCGAGGAUGAGGGCCCGGCGGUAUCGAACUUGGGUGUCUUAGAUCUAGAGGGCACUUCUCGUUUUUCUGGGAACGUUCUGUCGUGCGAGAACGGAAUGUAUCUGGACAGUGUUGAUGGUGACAGAUACCAAACAGUCUGUGAUGGAUGCCCCGUAAACAAUAGUGAUUGGAUAGUGUCAGUGGAGAAUGGAGACAGGGUUCCGAUUUGUGUCGUACAGCUAGACCACACUCGAAGCGAAGGCGGAGAUACGACCAUCGAAACAUUGGAACUGAGUUCUGGCUAUUGGCGAGCCACAAAUGAUAGUGCCAACGUCCUGGCUUGCUACAACGAAGAUGCCUGCGUGGGGGGGAUGACGAAUGAUCCAGCCUUCUGUCAGCGAGGCUACGAGGGACCUUAUUGCUCGGUGUGCAGCGAAGGAUACUCCAUGUCUCUGGCGUUCACCUGCACCGAAUGCGUGGAUGACCACGGCGGCAUUGCAAUUAUGGUGGUUGUCGGCGUUUUCGUUCUGGGCGCGGCUAUCGCCCUCUGCAUGCAUCUUGUCUCGGGAGAGAUGGAGGGUGCUCGCCGAGGGGUCAUCCAUCGGGUCGUCAAACGUCUUCCUCUUCAAUCCAUCAAGAUCGUUGUGGUUGUGUGGCAGAUCCUAACCCAGUUUUCGUCCGUGGCAAACGUGACGUACCCGGACGUUUACCAGCGCUUCCUUGAUGGAGUCAACAUCCUGAACUUUGAUGUGCUUUGGAUCCCCUCGGCCGGGUGUCUUGUAGAGGUCGAUUUUCACGGCCGUCUGUUGGUAGCCACGAUCGGGCCCCUGGUCGCUUUGGCCUUGCUGGCGAUCACUUAUACCGUUGCGAAGCGCAGGAGCUCUGGGUCGGAGGCGGCCCUCCAGAAAAUUCGUCACAAGCACAUGUCGAUGGUACUCUUGAUUACUUUCCUGGUGUACUCUUCGGUUUCGGCCACGGUUUUCCAAUCGUUUGCGUGUGAAGAUCUGGACGACCACAAGAAGUAUUUGAGGGCAGAUUACCGUAUCGAGUGUGAUUCUUCGGAGCACCAAGCCUUUCAAGUAUUUGCGGGCAUCAUGAUCCUUGUGUACCCGGUGGGAAUCCCGCUUUUCUACGGAUACCUUCUGUACAAGCAUCGUCGUGUGUUGAAGAGUGAGGAUGCGGGUAAACGUCAAACGAGUCCCCAAGUACAGCCAAUCUCCGAUUUAUGGUUUCCGUACAAGCCGGGGCGGUUUUAUUACGAGGUGAUCGAGUGCGUGCGUCGAAUGUCGUUGACGGGAGUGGUUGUUUUCAUCUACCCCAACACUGCGGCACAGGUUGCCGUGACGUUGAUGAUUGCAUUUUCGUUUGUUGUCACGUCUGUGGUCUUGGCUCCUUAUGUUUCCAAGUGGGACGCUAGCAUUUCCCUCGUCGGGCACGUCAUCGUGUUUACGAGCAUGUACACGGCGCUCUUGAGCAAGGUAGACGUAUCGGAUGAGCGCGCCGAUAGCCAGGAGGUGUUUGCGGGUGUUCUGGUUGCUGCCCACGCCUGCAUGGUUGUUGCUGUCGUGGUCGAGACGAUAGUAAUCUUUUACUCUUGGAGGUGAACCGAGGGACCUGUCUGCAGAAAUGGUCCCCGCCCCCGGGUUUACGGCAAGGGGUCAGUUCCUCCUCUCCAAGAAGACCCCGUCCUCUCGUAGAGGUACUCUCAUAGAGGUCCUGAUUUGUGUAGUCUAAUGUCUUGAAAUAUUUUGUUUUCUUGCGUGUUUCGAUGUAAACAACAUUGGUUUGGUGUUAACGUGUUUUAGCAUUGACGUUGUUUGCUGAGUUAGGGUAAGGGUUUGAGAUACAAGAAACAGGAGCAGCGUGUAACCAAGAUGCUCACGGAACGGGACUACCAGUAAGAUUGCGAGGUAACGAUAAAUGCAUCUCAAUCGAACUGCGUUGUGGAUACCCAGCGUCACUUGUUUGUACGAUUGGAUUCGCUUUUUAGCCGGGGUUUACUAUGAUAUAGUUGAUCUUAAUACAUAC